CCCAGCUUCAUUCUCUCAACCUCAAUCCACGAACCAACUUGUCGCCCAGGAUGAAGUCUGUGACACGAGUACCACUUCGCAUUGCGCCUCGGCUCGUCCAGCGUCCGGCCUUUGUCCGCCCAAUUCACUCGACCGUUCUCAAGGCCGCCAAUGUCGCUCCAGUGGUUGGCACUGGCCCGCCACCUGAGCCACCGAUCCAACCCGCCGAAAAUGUCCAUCAGCGAGUUGCGAGGCGGAGAAAGCAGGCUGAGAUGCUCAAGAAUGCUAAAGAGCUUCGAAAUGCCAGUUCUGGAAAGGGAGGCGGUGGUUUGAAGAAGCGAUUCUGGAAAGAUGUUUCUGUGAAGGAAGUUGACGAUGCUCUUCAAGUCUUCCUCGAUACUCGACCGUUGAGACACCCUGUGUCAAAGGAGAUCGUUCGAAUUCCCAUCACCAAGCCCGAUCUUGCUUCCGCUCUCGCCCUCGAAUGGGAUCUUUUGACUUCUGCACAAGAUGCUACAAGACAUCAUUUGAUCCCUCUUACAAGUCUUGCAUGCCGAGCUCUCGAUAUCGCCGAGGCUGAUAACACGCCUGGGGGCGAAAUCUCAGAGGUCCGAGAUGCCAUUGCUACAACAUUAUUACGAUACCUCGAUACCGAUUCCAUUCUCUGCUGGAACCCUCCUGCAGGAGCGCACGAUCUCAAGAAUGAAGCUGGAGAGUCGCUACGAGAUGUACAGAAGCGCACAGCCGAGGAGAUUGUGUCUUUCCUGACAACACAUGUUUGGCCAGGCAUCACCAUCAACCCAGUCCUAGACGGUCACUCCAUCUUGCCUCAGUCACAGGCACCUGGAGUUCGCGAGAUCGUUCAAGGCUGGAUCACUGGUCUCGAUGCUUUCGAGAUUGCUGGACUCGAGCGUGCCACAUUGGCUGGCAAGAGUCUCAUUGCUGCUGCACGAUUCGUUGUUGAGUGGACCGAGGGGUCAGUUGCAAGGGGUCAUUUGAACCCUGGCAAGAAGUUUGGUGUCGAAGAAGCCGCUGUCGCUACCAGCCUUGAAGUUGACUGGCAGACUGGACAGUGGGGAGAGGUCGAGGAUACCCAUGAUGUUAACAAGGAGGAUGUGAGAAGACAGCUAGGCAGCGUUGCACUGUUGGUGUCUGGCACAGGUUUGAAGGCGUAAAUAAAAUGAGACUGGAUAGAUGGCAUGACUUGUAAAAUAUAACGACCUGUAAAUUACCAGCUAGAUAAAAAGGUUUUGGAGCCCCUAAAAUUGACUAGGUAGAUAAAAAUUAAACACAUUGAGGAUUACCUGUCUUGCGUUCUCA
Molecule: messenger RNA, 1299 nt
Organism: Fusarium verticillioides 7600
Lineage: Eukaryota; Fungi; Ascomycota; Sordariomycetes; Hypocreales; Nectriaceae
Product: ATP synthase mitochondrial F1 complex assembly factor 2
Exons: 2
Coding region: 51-1154 (367 amino acids)
Biological process (GO): mitochondrial proton-transporting ATP synthase complex assembly
Cellular component (GO): mitochondrion
Source: RefSeq, a predicted model, not a curated record